Ictidomys tridecemlineatus (thirteen-lined ground squirrel) is the source of this 2414-nucleotide messenger RNA. RefSeq names its product coiled-coil domain containing 172 (gene Ccdc172). The record is from RefSeq and is a predicted model, not a curated record. Gene Ontology annotation, cellular component: cytoplasm. Lineage: Eukaryota; Metazoa; Chordata; Mammalia; Rodentia; Sciuridae.
CGAGAGCUCUGGCCACAGCCCUCCCGAAGGUUUCCCGCCCUAGCAGUGUUGGCAGGUGCCAUUUUGCUAAGAGACUGAGAACUUUGAAGGUCUCGGACCAAAGAAGAUCCUCAGACUCGGUUAUAAAAUAUUCAGCAGCCAGAGAAGGAUUCGCGGGAGGCCAGGCCCGAGAUGAGCCUGGAGUCCCUGUUUCAGCACAUCAUCUUCAGCGAGCAUCAGGCCGAGGAGAGUCGUCGGGUGAUGCGAGAAGUAAGGUCAGAAAUAACCAGAUGUCGUGAAAAAAUUAAGAAAGCAACAGAGGAGCUGAAUGAAGAGAAAAUCAAAUUGGAAUCUAAGGUUCAGCAGUUUUCUGAAAAAUCCUUCCUCUUUCAGCUUUUGAAAACUCAUGAAAAUGCUUUAGAAAGACAGUGCAAUGAAAUCACAAACCAAAGGAGUGUGCUUCUCCAAACCUUUGAGGUUACAAAGAAAAGAGUGACAGAGGAGGAAGAAAAAUUUAUUAAGGAAAUUACAGACUUCAAUAAUGAGUAUGAAAUAACAAAGAAAAGAGAGCUUCUGAUGAAAGAAAAUGUCAAGAUUGAAAUAUCUGACUUAGAAAACCAGGCAAACGUUUUGAAAUGGGAAAUGAAGUCAGUGGAACAAGAUAGUGGCCAGUUGAAUGAACUUCAAAAACAAAAGAGUGAACUGAUACAAGAAUUGCUUAUUCUCCAGAGAAAACAUAAAGUUCUUGAAGAUGAAGAGAAUGAAGCCAUUUGUACUACCAAAAACCUAGAGGCAGAAAAGAUAAAAAUCAAAGAAAAGCCUCAAAAUGAUGCUGAAUGCUUAAGACUUAAAAAAGAAUUAGAACUUUAUAAGGAAGAGGACCUAGAGAGUGUUUAUGAAGCCCUCCAAACAGAAAUCGAAUUUCUGGAGUUUACAUUGGCACAGAAAGAACUUCAGGAAAAAAAAUAACUUUUCAAGAGGGGAUGAUCCAUCUGAGACUUGAUCAAAGCAUCUUAGAAGCAAAUUGUUGUGAUGGAUGCAUUAGUGGUACCCAUUUCAGACGAUUCUUGUGCAAAAAGGACCAAAACAUUGGGAUUUGGUCUGAACUUCAGUCUUAUUGAUAGUCAGUUGUUGAUAUCUAAGAGGAUGGGUUUGUUGGCACAUCAAAAUAAUUAUGAUUUUGUCUUGUCAUUCUCUCAAACAUUAAGGGUUCUUAUGUGGUACACUUUUGUUUUAAAAGGAAGAGAAAGAAGUAGAUAUUGUAUUCACAGGCUUUGUAUAGACCUCUGGGCUUAAGUUUAUCUGUCCUUUCUGAUCUGUACUUUUCAUUCUUUAUUGUUGCUUACCUCAGGUUCAGUCAAACCAUGUAGGAAGAAGUGCUCAGAUUAUUGACUCAAUUUUGUUGGUGCCAUUUCCACCAAGAGGUGCUUACUUUCAUUUUAAUCCUUCUCCAGUCAUAAGAUGUCCAUUGACAGAGGUCCUCUGAGGCUUUUCAUCUGUAAAAGCCAGGUUUUUUUUUUUUCCAUUUUCUCUGUGUGUCUACAGAGUUAAUGUCUAGGGCACCUGCAACCAUUUUCCAGCAAUUUGUGCCUGCCAGUUUUCUUCCUAAUGCCAGUGUUGGUUAGAAAGAAAAUAAGUUAUCCACUUGGGGAGGUACAUAACCUCCUUAUGGCCAUCAGGAUUCAUUUUCACUGGUGACUUGUAACAGUGCAACUGAAAACUGUACUUAUGGUUGAAUUGAACUUAGUAUUGCCAUCAGAUUUCCAACAUCACUUAUUUUUCCAUUUUUACUACUCCUGACCAUGUAUAAAGAUAUAUUUCACUAUUCUAUAAAAGUGUGUUGAAACUGUUCAACAAGAUUCUAGAUUGGGUAGAUGGGGGAAGGGAACAAAAUUAUUUAAAAUGUACUUUCAAGUACCAAGAGCUAAUGUUAGAUCCAUGUUUUCUUUUGUCAUUAUAAUUAAAUCAGUAUAACAUCAAAUAAAAAAUGUUCAUAAAUGACUUAGAUCUACUGAUAUUAAAGUAGAGGACUUUGGUCUAGAGUCAAAGCAAGUCUUAUUUUGAUACAGCUUUUGUAUGUUAUUUUAUACCCUUCUUAAAAAUUCGAACUUAAAAUCCUCUCCUUUGGGAUAUGCAGAAGUUGCCAUCUGUUGAAAUAAUUUGCAUUUUUCAGAAGUGAUUUCUAUUUUUAUAUUUUAAUAUUUAAUAAUAAAUUAUUUUUGAUUAAGAAAAAAACUAAUUCUGCCAGGGAAUUACAACUUAUCUUAUGUGUAAAUAUAGAGUGGAAAAUGGUUAUUGGGAUCAGGUCUGACUUCAGUCUUAUUUUAUUUCAUUUAUCUACCCACAUUCUCAGCCUUGUGACUAUCUAGUAUUACAUGUAUAUCAUACUAAUAUGCAGAAAGAGUGUACAAAUAAAGCCUCUUCACUUGGCAGUA